GCGGUGGCAGCAACAGUCCGGGCAGCUUCUGGCUCCAGCUCGGGACCCCGCCGCAGCAUCUUCGCUGCAGCCACCGCGGCCGCCACACCUGGCCAGGCACCCUUAUUCCUGAAGACGACUGUCAGCUGCCUUCUGUGCUUUCCCACCAUCACAUGGCCUACCACUAAAGGCUGAGAAUCUCCGCCACAGACAGACCACUCUGAUGCAUGAAUAAUUAGGUGAGCAUAAUGGAAGGCACUCACUCCACCCUUCAGUUGCACAAACCCAUUACCGAACUCUGCUACAUCAGCUUCUAUCUUCCAAAGGGGAAAGUCAGAGGAUUUUCAUAUAAGGGCACUGUAACUCUAGACAAAUCCAAUAAAGGGUUUCAUAACUGCUAUCAAGUCAGGGAGGGGUCAGAUACCAUCAGCCUCAUGCAGCAGCCAUAUGAGAAUCCGGGGGACAUUUUUUUCAAACAAACCACUACAAAAGAUAUCCUCAUUGAGCUCUACAAGCUCACUGCGGAGAAGGAGCGGCUCCUAGCCAAUCUGCUGAGCUCACACCACAUCCUGGGGAUUAAGAUGGGGAACCAGGAGGGGAAGCUUCCUGAGCUGUCUGGGGGCCUGGAAUUUGAGGAUGACUCUUUCCAGAGUUCGGGGGGCGUUCAGGGGGAGCCAUCGGCAGGCUCUUUGGACAAGAGGACAACUCUGAAGAACAAAAAAAACAAGAGGUUUGGCAAGCGAAGGGAAAGCUUUGAGGAGCUCCUGCAGAAGAGAGCGAGAAAGAAAGAGCAAGGGGGUCAAGAAUCCGCUUCUGGGUCAGGAAGGGACAGGCUUUCGUCAGGCAGCUGCCCUUCUCCCUUCUUGACAAGGCCUAAUCGGCAUCUGGAGGACAGGGGGAACUUGCCCCCGAAUAGGAAUUUUUCCUCCCCACGUCGGAGGAGAGAGAGCUAUUCUGCAGAAACUCCCAGGCCACUAGAGUUAGAGCCGGACCCUAGGGCCUCUGUGGCUGCCUUUGAGAAUGUUGCACUGGGAGGGGAGUUGCUGCCUGCGGGCGGCAGCUCCCCCAGGUCUGCUGUCCGAGGGGUUCAGGUGGCCCAGGGCAGGCCCCGUAGGGCUGACCAGCAGCAAGCUGGCUUAUCAGACAGGGGCGAGACCCCUGAGAAGGGCCCAGAAGCAGAGAGGUGGGGGGAGAAACUGACCAAGAAGACUCGAAGAAAGAGACCGGUCACCAGAGUGGUGACCAAAGUCCAGGAUCUGUCCGCUCAGGUGCAGAGAGUUGUUAAAAGCCUCCCUGAAUCUGAGGAAACGAACACCUCUCUUCAUGGCCAAGACCGAGGGAAAGGGACCCCCCUCCCCUCUGCCAUCCAGUCCGAGUGUUUCCCCAAAGCAGAUCUCCUCACCCUCCCUGGAGAGGAGGUGCCUGCUCAGCCAACCGGGAGGCAGGGGAAGCGGCCAUUGAGGGACAGGGCUGGGGCCCUGGCCAGAGAGCCAGCCCCUCUUCCCAAAGAAUCUUCCAGCCUGGGGGGAGCCGUGAACAAAGCCCUCCUGAAGGUUAUGCAGAGUGAGAGUCUAGAUGAAGUCAAUGAGUGGAAAAGACUGGGUCUCCCUGACACCAGAAAACCUGUCUGGCCCUUCCCAGAGGCCAGGAUCGGGAAAGCUGGCCCGGCCCAGAGCAGCCCCCAAGCCUGGCCUUCUAGUGGCUCCCACAAAGUGGACCCUGGCUCUCCUUUUCCCAGGACAAAAGAGAAGAGGCCUUCCCCACCAUCGCCGGCACCUGUCACCACUCUGUUUAAUAAUUCAUCUCCACCAUCCAGUACGCCUAGACAAAUGUCACCUGUUCCAUCUCUUUUAUCUUCAAGGCUUCCCAGCCCCCAGCUGCAUCACCGUAUCCUCCGGCUCCCUCCCCAGCCAAGUGAGAGGGAAGCUGCCCUCGGGGACAGCAGGAAGCCAGGCAGCUCCUGCGGGCCUCCCGCGGCUGACCCCUCUGCGCUGCAGCCUUCUCCCAGGGUUACAGAGACCGAAGGAGCCGGGCUGGCCUCCCUCCGAGCGGGCCUGCCUUGCUUGGAGCCGGGAGAACGUUUGGACAAGGGGCUCGAGCCAGGAAAGGCAGCUGCUUUGUCCCAGCAUCAGCUGCCUUCAGGUGAGUCCUGAUUUAAAAUGUCCUAAAUCUGUCCCUGUGCUUCUCAACCCAUUCUGCAUCCAGAGCCCAGCUAGCAGUGAGAUCAAAAGUGUCUCCUGAUCAAUUAGCCAAGUGGC
Molecule: messenger RNA, 2237 nt
Organism: Antechinus flavipes (yellow-footed antechinus)
Lineage: Eukaryota; Metazoa; Chordata; Mammalia; Dasyuromorphia; Dasyuridae
Product: formin-1-like
Exons: 2
Coding region: 228-2132 (634 amino acids)
Source: RefSeq, a predicted model, not a curated record